This is a messenger RNA of Pyrenophora tritici-repentis Pt-1C-BFP, 1958 nucleotides long. RefSeq names its product Git3 domain containing protein. Gene Ontology annotation, biological process: adenylate cyclase-activating G protein-coupled receptor signaling pathway. NCBI's taxonomy places the organism in Eukaryota, Fungi, Ascomycota, Dothideomycetes, Pleosporales, Pleosporaceae. Gene Ontology annotation, cellular component: plasma membrane. Gene Ontology annotation, molecular function: G protein-coupled receptor activity. The record is from RefSeq and is a predicted model, not a curated record.
GUGUCCCCACGCCCAGCGCCGCCAUUGUUCUCUGCACGCUAUUCACUUCUUUUUACCUGGCCUACCACUUACUGCGACCCUUCAGCUCAACAUGGUAGCGCCGGAAAGCCCGACAACACUUGCUUCUGCCAUGUAAUGUAUAUACACCAUAUCAAUUCUACUAUCGUUAUACCUACAAUUCGCAAUGGCCCCUCUGGAAUCACUGGACACCGACUCGCGCUCUGCCAUACUACCGGAUAACGUUCAACCGUGGCUGUGUGCAGUCGUCGCCCUUGGCUUCUUCAGCUUCUUCGCUACAGUAUCACUACUCGUCGUUCUCACAUACAAACUCGUCUCUUGGCAGUUGCGAUCGAAACGAAGUAACCAAUUCGUCAUCCUAAUCUUUAACCUUCUUUGGGCCGACAUCCAGCAAGCCCUCGCUUUUCUUUUGAACGUGGAAUGGCUGCGGCUGGGAUCCGUCCAAGUUUCGAACCCGAUAUGCUUUGCACAGGGCUGGUUGGUUUCGACAGGUGAUUUGGGGAGUGGGGUUUGGUGCUUCGUCAUCGGACUGCAUACUUUUGCAUCUGUCGUCCUGGAUUACAGAAUGAAACCGCGAUACUUCUACCUGUCCAUCGGCUUGAUCUGGAUCUUUAUCCUCGGCAUAUCUUCAAUUGCCGUUGGUAUGCACGGAAAGGGUGUUUAUGUACGAUCUGGUGUGUGGUGCUGGAUUCAACAUGACCUAGGAGAUCUUCGACUGUGGACUCAUUACGUCUGGAUUUUCAUCUUCGAAUUCACCACUGUCAUCAAUUACGCCCUGAUUUAUACCAUUCUGACCUUCCGUAUUCGCUCGGGCUACUAUACGGUCGAAGAGUCAAAACGAGUGCGCUCAAUCGCCAACCUCAUGGUCGUGUACCCACUUGUAUACGUGAUAUGCACCAUUCCGCUCGCUUCCGCCCGUAUGGCGUCCAUGUCCGGUCACCCUCCGUCGCUGAAACGCCUUUGUCUCUGUGGCGCAAUCAUGGUCUCGAACGGCUGGCUUGACGUCCUACUAUACACCUGCACCCGACGCAUCAUGAUCUUCAGUGACGAGCCACCUGCCGAUGGUGACGGUAUGGACACAUUCGCCGCAUUCUGGAUCUCAAAACCUAAACGCUUCGGCGGCGAAUGCACAAUCGAAGCCAUGCACCCACCUGCGCGAGCCAGACGAGCCAGAAGCAGGGUCACCCUACCAUCCAGCAGCAAUAGCUGCGACGAAUUAUUCGGCUCCGGCAGCACAGACAUUAAGCUUGUCACUACCAUGCACAUCACCAGCGAACCGGCCCAACCAGAAGACUAUGAAGCAAUGGAAGCCGAGGCACGGAAACAACGUCCUCGAACACCAACAGCACGAUGGAGCUCAGAAUCGAGUGAAAGCUUGAACUUGAGCCUGAAGGAAUGGGGUAAUCCCCCAAACACUGAACGAUGAAGGGGACUCGUGGACGAAACAGAUGUAUUUCCGCCCCACGAUAUAAUUCGGCUGUACAUAUGCCCUGCCGAGGGUUCCUCGAUACAUUCGAUACAUUCGAUACAAUAAUACAGGCAAAGCCAGAAGCCAACGGGCACGCCUUAUACGGAAAAAAGGAAGGAAGAACAAUGUCUGUGGUCCAAGAAAUCCUUGGAACAACGUGGAUCACAGACACAGGAGCGCGACUCCACGCCCACAAAGCGGCCAGUUAUGGAAGUGCGAAAGCAACACAUCCCCCUUCGUAAUGCUUUACGCAGCACCUGUAAGAGGCAUGAAGUCUGCAAGCUAUAGAAAAUGUGCAAGAUCGCACUCCUUUCUCCAAGCACCGACUUCACGCCUCUCUCAGGUUCGCAUAACGUUCUCACGCGUUGGGAAGAGGAAUGAGUCGCCAUCACACUACAUGCAAUGAAGAUAGAACACACCCCCAUAGAUACCCAUGAUACGUCAACGACCAAUACCAUACCAUACCAUACCA